UGUUGUGGUCUGAUUUACUCAUCCAGAAAUAGCCUCCAAUUAAUAUCAUAACAGUCACCUCAACGGUCAACCGAGUUCGAAGUCUCAAAUUUUAGGUCUUCGUUCAAGACUGUCUUGACAUGAUUGCAGAGGUGUUACUAGUACUCGCAGGCCACUCUUCGUCGUUGUUCCCAACAGAUCACAAUCUACAUCCUGCUUUCAGACCAUUACUGCAUCCAGGCGAAGAGCAAUGUCUUGAAGCCCUCGGACACAUAGCUUCCAGAUACCGCAAUAUAAAGAAGGCGUGUGCGACCCUCUCCCGGUCCAAGUCGCGUUAUGUCUGCGCGCUCUGCGCGACGUUAAACCAGAUCCUAAAGGACGAGUACGAAAAACUUGUGGUUGAUACAGAAGCCAAGAUCUUGAAACGCGAUCCUGAUCUCGUUUCCAACAAGUCUUUCGUACCGCUUUCAGCUUUACGAGCGACUUUUGCAGAAUGGGACUCUCCCCUCACAGCGCUAGAGACCUUGAUGAAUCAACUACAAGCUCAGAAACACUGGCAACCCGGUCCCCUAAUUGACAUGUUACUCGCACGUUCAAAGACUGGUGUUUAUCGGAUUGCCGAUAUCAUAUCACGUCUUUCUGUCGCUGUCCAACGUGUCUGGCGGUGCCAGUUGUCUGCUUUCCUAGUUCACGGGUCCCUUGCUUCCUCCGAUCCCUUAGCAUCGGCAGAUUUCACGCUUUUAGAUGGCACUAUGCCCUCUUGCAUCUCUCCUCAAACAAAAGAAUCCAUCAUUUAUGUUGGUCGGGCCAUUGCGACCAUAAAAGCUAAGAAGUGGCAGAAUCAACUGCCGCGCGAGCAGGCGGUUGAAUAUGCUAAUCUGCUGGAGACCGUCUUACCCGAGGAUCAAUACAAAUUCGACCUCGUGAUCUCACAGAUCAGGAUAAAUGUCAGCGAAUGGCUAUGGCUCAACGUUCUAACGCGGAAUGACGUAGAAGACGCCGUUAUAUCAUUGGCAAGUUACUUCCUGCUGCGCAAUGGCGAAUUCAGCUUAGCGCUUAUCCGUGAGAUCGAGCGCUUGAAGAUAUCACGGCUCACGACACGAUCAGGAGUGGCGUCAGUGAUUCGAGAACAAGAUUUAAAUCUGGCGCUCCUCCGAGCGUCUCUUGGUACAACCGCUCAACAUGAUCCGUCGCUUCUACAUCUCCAUUUUGAGCUUCCUGCCGGGCCCCUCAGACACCUCCAGCCCUCAUUGGCAAAUUCCAAAACACUAUCUUCAUCUGUCGCUAGUAAUUCAUCCGAGGUCACAUCCUUUGAUGAUCUCCUUUUAGGCACAAAUCUCAUACUGUCGUACAAUGUCACCUGGCCUCUGGAUCUGUUUCUGCACCUUUCGGAUCUUCAGAUAUACGCAGCUCUUUUCAACUACCUCUCUUCUUUGCGCAAAACCCACACUCAAAUUCACACUUGCUGGACUUCGCUCUCCAACGCACAACGUGCGCGACGGCGGUGGACAGGCCUUGGCGAAGGUGGUACUGCUGAAGACCUCGAAGCGCGUAGAGAACUGUUACGCUGUGGGUGGGGUGUCGUAAGGGAUAUGGGAUGGUUCCUUGACACCCUUCUCGGUUAUGUCAUGGUCGACGUCGUAGACGUCGAGUUCAGAAGACUGAAGGAUCUCUUGGGAAACCCGAGCCGGGGACGUGCAGAAAGCGUGAGCAAGCACCUCAGUUCACAGAACAUUGCCGGCCAGGCCAAUGCAGAUCCCUCAACUUACCUUGAUUUUACCACGCUGCGAAAUAUCCAUACGACGUAUCUCGAGCGGCUGCUGACGGGGUGCUUGCUGUCUAAUCCUGCUCUUACUGCGAUCCUUCGGCCGAUUUUUGAGGUGUGCGAACGAUUUGUUGCGCAGGUCGAACGAUGGGGCGGAGACGUCCUACCUGCGUUGUUGUUUGAAGGGAGUUUGGCACCUGGUGGGGAUGAUAAAGUGGGUGCUAUGGUACAGGAACGGUUCCAAGUGGUGUCAGAGAUCAAUGAGAGCCUUCAUAAACUGUUUAAUUCGUUCUACGAGCAGCUAUCACUCUCGACUUCUCAGCAGCCCUUCAUGGCCACUGGCGAUGCCUCAAAGUCUAUCUUGAUGAACGCUAGCGUGGCAAAUGCAUCAACAUUACAGCGCACGUCCAUCCGAGGAAAGGGGUCCAAGGGUUUUGAGGGAGAAGGAGAAGUCCGCCGGCAUGUCGAAAGGCUGUUGCUUCGGUUGGACUUCAAUGGGGCAUUUUCGAAGCCCAGAGCUAGUGCCAGCGAACAAACCCAAUAUUGGGAAGGUGGUAUAAGUAUUUAAUAUUUGUAAUUGUUAAAAUUAUGCACUUCGAAUUCG
Messenger RNA from Suillus fuscotomentosus, 2348 nucleotides. RefSeq names its product Spc98 family-domain-containing protein. Gene Ontology annotation, biological process: meiotic cell cycle; spindle assembly; cytoplasmic microtubule organization. Gene Ontology annotation, molecular function: microtubule minus-end binding; gamma-tubulin binding. Bases 120 to 2312 code for a protein of 730 amino acids. The transcript has 4 exons. Lineage: Eukaryota; Fungi; Basidiomycota; Agaricomycetes; Boletales; Suillaceae. The record is from RefSeq and is a predicted model, not a curated record. Gene Ontology annotation, cellular component: equatorial microtubule organizing center; gamma-tubulin complex; spindle pole.